CUGGUAUUAUAGCAAGAGCUUACAUGCGACUUCAAUUGAACAUGCCAAUCAAGAAAGACAUCGUAAAAGUUGCACGUAUCAAGGGACCACUGAACAUCUCGUAUCUCGCUGAGAAAAAUGACACGCUCUAUCUCAAGAGUAUUCCAGUUCUUUGGGGAGAGUAUGGAGGAGAAGGCAGUAAAGACGAUAUUGACACCAUUAAGCAGAAGGUACAAAUUCUGGAAGGGUUCUGUAGGACCUUGUAGAGGGUUAGAGCUCGACAACUGGCCUCUGUGGCUCAGUACAUUGAUUAGAUGGCUGCACGGGAAUCGCAGGGCCGCAGGUUCGAUUCCUGCCAGAGGGCAGGCACGGAUUUUCUGGGUGCGGGGAGUGCGGAGGGUGCGCACCCCGAAAUGACUUGCACCCCCCCAGCAAAGGCAUUUGCCAGCCCCGCAAAUUACAUAUAUUUGGAUUUGAUAGUUUCAUAUUUGAUUAUUCUUACUACUAAAUUUGUAAAAUUACCAAUAUUAUGAUCUCAGAUCUCGCCAUGCAAGCCUAGAAAACAAAUUUUGUUAAACUUUUUCCUUGGCCUUUCCGGGCGUUGCCACCACGCCCCGGCCAAAGCAAGCAGCAGCACCCCCCAGAUAUUUAUCCACCCCCCCGAACGAAAAUAUGAAAAUCCGUCUCUGCCAGAGGGUCUAUAGUUGUAUUUUUCGCAACUGCUCCUGGUCAAGUCUAAUAAAUGUAUAAAAUUUACACUAGAAAUUUCCAUCUACAAAACCCUUCUACAAUGGACCAUUUGCGCAAUAGACUAAAUUUUGAACUAAACAAGUCUAGACAAAAAUUUCAUCACAGCUUGAAGGAGCAUAACAAAAUUAGUAAUAUUCCAAAGUUUCGUUGCAAAAUGUUGAAAAAUGCGGAAAAUAUAGCCUUGCGAAAUUUGCAAUUUUCAGUCAUUUUAGAUUACAAACGCCAAAUUGACAGCCCCAAACCCUUCGAGGCUGUCAAUUUCCGGUUUGUAAUCUAAAAUGACUGAAAAUUGCAAAUUUCGCAAGGCUAUAUUUUCCGCAUUUUUCAACAUUUUGCAACGAAACUUUGGAAUAUUACUAAUUUUGUGAUGCUCUUUCAAGCUGUAAUGAAAUUUUUGUUGAGAUCAAAAUUUAGUCUAUUACGCAAAUGGUCAAUUAGUUAUAAUUAACGAGUGUAGAUGCCCCAAAUCCUAAGAAGGUACGAAAACUGACUCUGUAACGCAAUUUCGGACAUUGAAAACGUAGGGGGUUUUCACAUGAGGCGGGCUAGGGCAAGCAUUCGCAAGAAAUUCCCGCGUGAGGCUUUUCGUAAAUAUAGUCUGUAGAUAGGCUCCCGCGUUUCGUGUGGUUUGCGAUAUUUUAUCCCGUUAACAAGUCAAUCAGCUUGUUUGACCGCUGUGGUUCGACAUAUCAAGGUUUGCAAAGGGGUUUUGACCGUUCGUUGACUGCAUCAUAGAGCACUGACCUUUAAAUGUCCUUCAUAUGACAUUCUUCAGACGAUAGGGUGUGUGUUUAUGCAUGUGAACAGCAUGUAUUUUGCAGCUUUGCGAUUUUUAAAUAAUUUAUAUUACUGACGUUGUAGCGUGCACUCCCAGUAUUAACAUUCUGUUAACAAUGGUCGUCUUUCGACAAAAAUGAGGUCAUGUUUUUAAUGUCUUACGGGCAUUGCCUAAGGCCCCAGGACUUAGGGGCUUGGUCUUUGGUUAACUUAACUCUUUGUUAUUUUGUAGGUCAUCGGUACACUUGGCCUGGCCUGCGGUAUUCUCAUCGCACUUCCCGUACUUGGUUGUAUAUUUAUCAUUGUCGCCAUCGUUUUGUUUGUGAUUGGUGCAAAAGCCAAUCAAAUCACCGAAAUGAGCGCUAGCAAAUGACUUUCAAUCAAUAACUUUUGUGCAUGCACCGCGGUUUCUUUUUUUUCAACUCAUUUUUGGCCUAAUGUUAAACGUAAUCCAACUCAAAACUUUGGAUGACUCCCAUGCCUGGGGCUGGUUGUUCAAAGCUGAUUAGCUCUAACCACAGAGUAUUUACAUACAGAGGUCUCGCGUCUGCGAGAACUACCGUAUGGUAGUUUUUUACCAAAUUAGCUGGCUGCCAUAUUCUUAGCAACUACCUUAAAGAGAGCCAUUCACCCCCCUACGUUUUCAGGGGGUGACUGUCUCUCUUUAAAACACUUGCUAAGAACAUGGCAGUUUCCCCUGCUCAGCCGCCCCCCCCCCCAGUGUCCGCCACUUUUAUUUAUAUCUCUUUAAAUAUUUCUUUAUAUAAACAUGGGGACUACAGUUUGAUAAACUAUGUACAGAUUGAUCACAUUAUAUACGUAUAAUCCGUUUUAUGACAAUAAUUUAUGACAGCCAUAAAGAUGACUGAUAUACAGUGAAAAGUUAAAUGGAAGUCAAAUUUUGCGUUGAAUUUCCGUUUAAACCGAAAUAUAUGAUACAUUAGUCAUUACGUAAAAGUUUGGAGUUUCCUGUCAAGACUGGUCUGCGUGUACGAUUCGUUUGCUGCGUAUGUCAUUAGGGCCAUUUAUACGGAACAAAAUAAGACGCGACUUACAUAAGACGCGACUUAAGUAAGACGCGAGUGGCUUGCAUAUUAAAACAAAAACAACCAAAACAACAUUAUAGCUAUAGCAAAUAAAUAAGACCAAAGCCGUAGAGAACCAUUUAUGCGAUAACUCCGCUUAUUUAAGUCGCGUCUUAUGUAAGUCGCGACUUAUUUUGUUCCGUAUAAAUGGCCCUAUUGAGUCAACACACGUAAACUGGCUACAUUUGAAAUUUCUUCUUAACGAAACGGCAAUGAAUUAUGGCGCCAGCACUCAUUUUAAUACGCCACUGAUACGAACCGUACACGACAAAUCGCAGCAUGUAAACGUAGCUUAAUUAAUAAAAGCUCUACUCAGUGUGAAAACUUACUACUCAGUGUGAGUAGUAAUUAAUUAAUAAAAGCUCUACUCAGUGUGAAUACUUACUACUCAGUGUGAAAAUAAGACAGUAAAUAAUAUAAAUUAUUGUAAAUGAUAAAUUAUUGUAAAUGAUAAAUGUACUAAAAUCUCAAUAUAUUUGUUUGAGUCUUGUG
This is a messenger RNA of Paramuricea clavata, 3083 nucleotides long. Lineage: Eukaryota; Metazoa; Cnidaria; Anthozoa; Malacalcyonacea; Plexauridae. The record is from the annotation of a GenBank genome assembly.